Molecule: messenger RNA, 2428 nt
Organism: [Torrubiella] hemipterigena
Lineage: Eukaryota; Fungi; Ascomycota; Sordariomycetes; Hypocreales; Clavicipitaceae
Source: the annotation of a GenBank genome assembly
GGAAUCUUUAGGGUAUUCUAGCCACUUUGAUACAUGUUUAAAUACUAAAAGUACGUUUGUGCAAAAUAAGUGGAAUGAUGGUCAAUUCCCCGACAACAAGACAUAAGUUAGUUACUUCAUGCAUGUAUUAUUAAUAAAUCUUAUGAAAUAUUAAAUUAAGAUUCAAAAAAAGAGAGGAACUAGCAAAGUACUAUUUUAGAGUGGGCACUUUUAUAGGAUUAAAGAUCAUAGCAUUAACGAGGAUUUAGUGCGGGAGACAGCGGACCUUUGCAGCGGCGGAAAGCUUAAAUUAGACCGAUCGAUGAAAGAUCGAUGAUGUCAAGAUGUUCCAAUGCGGUGAUGGAGUGACGCUGGCCUUUUUGCCACUGGUGCAGCCAAACGAAAUAACGGCUGAUUGCACGUGUCGGAGGAAACAAUCCGGAAUCUUUUUUUUAUUUGCCUGCCAACUGCCGCCAGCUGGUGCCAGGUGCGCGGCCACUGCGAUGGAAUCUGGCGCUUUCCAAGGCACAGUGCCUGUUGCUGUUUCCAAGGUACACCUUGGUCUCAGAGUCCCCUACCACAUCUCCAUGACGUCAACCAUGAGCUCCCUCGCCACUCCUUAAAACAAUUUGUACCCAACCUCUCUGACUUUGAGAUUUAUUCUCCUAAACACAUUCGAUUCGGUCAAACUCUCUGCAAUCGACCAAAAGUAAAAACGUGAACAAAGAUGGUGCACGUCAAAAUCCUAUUCACGGCGCUCCUCGCCACAUCUGUAGCUGCUGACGGGUGGCUGCCAGGCACUAGAGCUGUGUACAACAAGUGGCACGAGACGGAGCUGGAGCGCUGGCUCAGCGAUAACGGUAUCCCGUACCCCAAGGCUGCUACCCGCAAAGACCUCCAGGACCUCGUUGACACAAACUGGAACGACUAUGUUGUCCAGCCCUACAACAAGUGGACUCCGGACCAACUAACUGAGUUCCUCAAAAGCCAGGGACAGGCCAUUAAGGAAAACUCGGAGAACACUCUCGAUUACCUCGUCAACCAGGCCAAGAUUAACUGGUAUGACACCAGCGACUAUGUGGGCAAACAGUCUGGGAACAUGCGUGAAUGGGUAUGGGAUACCUGGUCUGACAACCAGCUUGUUGCCUUUGCUGAAAAGCAUGGCAUUGACGUUCCCGGUGUAAAGAAGCGAGAUACACUUAUUCACAAGGCUCAGGCUGCGUAUGAUGCGGCUGCCAAGCAAGCUGGUCAAACCGCCGGCUACGCAGGCGAUUGGUUGUACGAAUCUUGGACUGAUGCCGAUCUCAAGGCCUGGCUAGACGCUCGUGGCAUCCCUGUUCCUCAAAUCACCAAACGCAACGAGCUUGUCGCCCAAGUCCGUCGCAACGCCUACAUCGCCCAUCUCAAGGCCCGUCACGAGCUGGCUCGUGUUAGCGCCAAGUCUCGCAAGGCAUUUGCCGAGCUCAAGGACAGCACCAUUGAUGCAUGGGACUCAUCUAAGCUCCAAGAGUUUUGUGAUGCCAAUGGCAUCCAAGUACCCCAUGGCAGUAAGGUCGGUGAUAUUCGUGCCCUCAUUCGCCAGCGAAGCGCUCAGGUUAUGGGAACCGAUGUCAAGGGCGAGGCUUCUAAAGCCUACGAAGAUGGUGCUUCGGCCGUCAGUGAAAAGUUUGAAGAGGCAACGGAUGCUGCCUCCGAAGCUGCCCGUGAAGCCUUUUCUGCCGCUACCAACACGUGGUCCGAGAGCCGCCUCAAGAGCUACCUCGACGCCCGUGGUGUACCAGUCCCCCAUGCCAGCAAGCCCGAUGAACUUCGUGCCCUUGUCCGUAAGCAUGCUCACAAGGCCGCUUCUGGAUGGAGCGCGUGGACCUUUGAUGAUCUCGGGCGUGACGAGCUCAAGGCUUAUCUCUCCAAGCAUGGCGAUAAGGCUGCCAAGGCUCUCGCCGAAAAGAAGGAUGCCUCCAUGAAGGAGCUUUCCAAGGCUGCCCACUCUGCCUACAGCUCCGCCUCUACUCAUGGUGGCGAGAGUUACGCUUCGGCCACCAGUUACCUUUCCAGCAAAGCCACUGAGGCUAGCAGCAGCGCCUUUUCUACCUGGUCUGAGUCCGACCUCAAGGCCUACCUCGACAGUUAUGGCGUCAAGGUCCCUCAAGGCUCCACUGUUGACGAGAUCCGAGCGCUUGCCCGCCGCCAAGCUACUUAUUUCCGUUAUGGCACGUCUUCCCCUAGUGAGACUCUUCUUGCCAAACUCGCAGAGGGUUGGGGUUGGAUCACGGAGCAGCUUAGCAACGGCUUCGACACCGCCAAACAGCACGGCAAGGAAGCUGAAGAAGCAGCGCGCGAGAAGCUUAAUGAUGAGCUCUAAAUUACACAGAAAAAAGAAAUUAUGACUGCGAAGCAAUUUGAUUAUUAAAGUAUUAUAAUAGUGUUUAAAAAUAAAUGGCUGCCAACG